Messenger RNA from Drosophila ananassae, 1659 nucleotides. RefSeq lists its product as uncharacterized. Gene Ontology annotation, molecular function: oxidoreductase activity. The coding region runs from base 1 to 1323 and encodes 440 amino acids. The transcript is spliced from 3 exons. The record is from RefSeq and is a predicted model, not a curated record. NCBI's taxonomy places the organism in Eukaryota, Metazoa, Arthropoda, Insecta, Diptera, Drosophilidae.
AUGACUCCGAUGACAUUGCUGCCACGAUCGGUUUGUGUUACCGCCCACGCCCACGCCCGAGCCUCGAACUGGCGGUCCAUUUCAGCGCUUCAAAGGCGCCAUCAGCAGCAGCAGCAGCAACAACAAUUGCACACCUGUGGGCGGCUGCCUGCACUUUUAGCAACAACAACAACAGCACUAGCGAGGGCGCCAAAUUCGCAUGCAAAUGGAAGCGUGUUCUAUCAGAUCCGCCGAAACAUGUCAGCUGCUCCGAAACUGGUGGCCGUGGCCGAGUCGCGUCGCUUCAUGAUCGACUGCUUCAAGGCGGUGAAGGUGCCCCAGGCCUAUGCCGAGGACCAGGCGGACCUCCUGGUGGGCGCCGACUACCGAGGACAUUUUAGCCACGGAAUGAACCGCCUAGAGAUGUACAUCAACGAUCUGGCCAUCAACGCCACCGACGGAGCCGCGACGCCAAAAAUCCUGAAGGAGACUCCAUCCACCGCCUGGGUGGACGGCCAGAACGGCCUGGGAGCCGUGGUUGGCAACUUCUGCAUGGAUCUGGCCAUCAAGAAGGCCAAGACCGUGGGUGUGGGCUGGGUGUGCGCCAAGGGAUCGAACCACUAUGGCAUGGCAGGCUGGUAUCCCAUGAGAGCCAUGAAGCAGGGACUCGUCGGCGUUUCCAUGACCAACACCUCGCCCCUGAUGGCGCCCACGCGUGCCAAGGAGGCUGCCCUGGGCACCAAUCCCCUCGCCGUCGGAGCCAAUGCCACCAAUGGCGAUCGCUUCCUGCUCGAUAUGGCCACCACGGCGGUAGCUGUGGGCAAGAUCGAAAUCCAGCGGAGGAAGGGAGCCAAGCUGCCCGACGGCUGGGCCCAAGACCCCGAUGGCAAUAAUACCAAUGACGCGGAGCUGGGCUUCUCGACCGGGUGUCUCUACCCAUUGGGCGGCUCUGAGCUAACCUCGGGCUACAAGGGCUAUGGUCUGGGCGCCAUGGUGGACGUCUUUUCGGGCGUGAUGUCGGGUGCCAACUACUCCACGAAGGUGCGUAAGUGGACCCACGCUGGUGCUGAUACGGCAGCCGAUCUCGGCCAGGUGUUCAUUGCAGUGGAUCCCAAUUGCUUCGCACCCGGAUUCGAGGAGCGCAUGACUGACUUCAAUGGACGCCUAAGGAAUACCACUCCGACUGAUCCCAGCAACCCCGUGCUUCUGGCUGGAGACAAGGAGAGCCAUGGCAUGAAUUCUGUGGACGAGGCCGGCGGAAUCCAAUAUCUGGAGAAUCAGAUUAAAACCUGCUGCAUGCUGGCGGAGAAGCUGAAUAUAAAGCCCCUGCAGUUCAUCGAUUAAGGAUCACUGGAUUAGGAAUUGAGGAGCGGGAGCCAAGCUCCUUUGUUGCCAUAUAGUUUGCAUUCGUGGACCAAAGCACUUAGUUCUUUCUCGCUGCGAAGAAACCCACUUUGUUAUAUUUUUUACAUAUCCGAUUAAAGGACUUUCGAAAGCUAAGAUAUUGUUUAGCCAGAAGCGUAAAUUCAAUUUACUUUACUUGCUAUAAAUUGUAAUUGAUAUACAGCAGCGAUAUAUACAACUUCCUAUUUCAAUAGAUUUUAAAUAUUUAGUAAAAACUAUGAUAUUCAACAAGCAAUUGUUUAAAAUAAACAAAAUACUUUAAAAGAUUAACCUGAA